Molecule: messenger RNA, 1691 nt
Organism: Dendronephthya gigantea
Lineage: Eukaryota; Metazoa; Cnidaria; Anthozoa; Malacalcyonacea; Nephtheidae
Product: potassium channel subfamily K member 9-like
Exons: 2
Coding region: 186-1085 (299 amino acids)
Biological process (GO): stabilization of membrane potential; potassium ion transmembrane transport
Cellular component (GO): membrane
Molecular function (GO): potassium ion leak channel activity
Source: RefSeq, a predicted model, not a curated record
CUCAUCAAAACAAAGCCUCCGUCUUGAACGAGACUCUCACAUAUAUAAGCUCGUUGAUCAGAGAGCUUGCAAAUCCAAUGCGACAGACAUUGUUCUGCAGUUGAAUAGAGAGAUACAGCCCACUCGCUUUGAACAAGCGAUGCAAGAAUUGACAUUUUAAAGUGGUGCGUUUUGAGACAUAAGGAAUGGGGGUGUUUUUCAUCGAAUUUCUUCGAUCGCUUAAGAAGCCGACGAAAUACAUGCUAGGACGAACUUUAUUAUUUUUCGUCUAUCUCGUCUUUGGCGCGCUGGUAUUUCAGGCCAUCGAGUCUGGGGCUGAGAGCGGCCGUAAAGAGCAACUGGAGUCGAUAAAACAGAAAGUUGCUAGAAAAUAUGGCAUAAGUGAUACAGAUUUAAAGUUACUCAUAGAUGAAAUUGAAAUGGCUGUUGACGGCGGUUACUUGAAGGCAGACUACGAUCGAUGGAACUUUGCUGGCUCCUUGCUCUUCACCAGUACAAUUGUUACAACAAUAGGCUACGGUCACAUGACACCCAUAACCACCUGGGGUCGUACAUUCUGCAUUGUCUAUGCGUUGUUAGGAAUUCCAAUAGCUGGGCUCAUGCUAAAAUCCAUCGGCGAGAAGGUGGCGGAGAUAUUACCCGAGGUGAUCACGAGCGUGGAAAAACGACUUCUACGGAGAGAAGAGCCUGUGAACAUUCAGUUCAAGACGACACUCAUUGUAUUCGCCAUCAUGGCCCUGUUACUGUUAACCUUGGCAGCGUUUGCGCAUGCCUAUGAAGGAUGGACAUUUUUCGAGGGUUUCUACUUUGCUUUUAUCACUCUCUCCACGAUCGGCUUCGGAGACUUCGUUCCACUUCAUCCAGCGGAUACAAGCAAGCAUAACGGACUUCACACGGUGUUGUUCACAGUGUUGACAUUCGUGUACAUCACCGUUGGCCUGGCAAUAGUCUCCAGUGCCCUACUGUCGAUCAGCAGGUUGUUCGAAUGCAAAGAGCCAGUGGAAUUUAUGAAGAUACCAUGUUCCGAAUCGGAUGAGAGUUUAAUUUUGAGCAAAAGUGAACAUGACAAGUCGGAAACACCUUGAAAAAUCUUAAACAAACGUCGUAAUGGAAGUUUAAUAAACAACACGGUCAACACCCGUCGUAUCUUCUUCGCGGAUUAAGUGAACUUUCUUUCUAAAUUAUAUCACUCAGACAACUCUGAAGGAUACGAAUGUUACGAAUGUUUCUAUGAACUUUAAAAAUGCCUGAAUUUAGGACGAGGCGUCGCAGGUUAACUGGUUUGCCGAAUUCUACCAAGUUUCAAGCAAAACAAAAUGCAAAACUCAUGAAAAUUAUGACCUUAACUUUAAAAUAUCGUCUCCAAAAGUAUUCACCUAAUUUCGAACAUUCGCUGUAAACGAACAUUCGCUGUGAACAAAUUUGAUCAAAACUCAUUCUAAAAAGUGACGUUGAAGUGCGAAACUGUACCAAUUGAUUCUUAUCAUUGGCGAUGGUAGUUGUUAGUGUUCUUCUCUAAUUUGUUAUUUAUUUAAUUAUCAAGAUCUCCUAGUCGGUAUCUCCCUGAAAAGGAACUACGGUCGGUGACGGAAACUUACUAGUUCUUCAUUUCUUGUUUGUUAAACUUCCUAAGGACUAAGCCGAGUGUGUGUUGAAUGAAAUUAAGAUAAAUUUAUUGCUGUGCAAUUACU